Messenger RNA from Psilocybe cubensis, 1008 nucleotides. RefSeq lists its product as uncharacterized. Bases 1 to 1008 code for a protein of 335 amino acids. The transcript has 11 exons. Lineage: Eukaryota; Fungi; Basidiomycota; Agaricomycetes; Agaricales; Agrocybaceae. The record is from RefSeq and is a predicted model, not a curated record. Gene Ontology annotation, molecular function: glucosylceramidase activity. Gene Ontology annotation, biological process: glucosylceramide catabolic process.
AUGAAUGGAGGAUCUCUACUGUCGCAAUACGUGACUCCGUAUGCUACCUACUUGCUCAAAGCUGUUCAAGGAUUCCAGAGCCAAGGAUUCUCGGUUUAUGCGAUAUCCAUCCAGAAUGAACCGCAGAACAGUAAUCCCACGUACCCAACAUGUACUAUGAGUGUCGACAUCGAAGGACAAAUUGGAACCACAUUGAGAUCACUUCUAAACAAUAAUUCGCUGUCAAGUGUAAAAAUCGUCGGUUACGAGCACAACUGGGACAAUGCUGGUACUUAUCCUGUACAGUUGAUGAGCUCAUAUGGUAGUGCUUUCUCGGGAGCGGCAUUCCAUUGUUACGCAGGAUCAGUUGGGAAUCAGGAUCAGUUACACAACGCUUACCCAUCUAAGGAAAUAUAUUUUACUGAGUGCUCAGGAACCAUCGGCUCCGAUUGGUGGAGUGAUAUCAAGUGGUACAUAGAUAACCUAUGGGUCGGAAGUUUAGAGCAUAACGCUCGCUCAGGCCUCAUGUGGAAUAUCGCCCUUGACGGAAACGGGAAUCCCAAAACACCAGGUACCAAUAGCUGUGGUGGGCCAGGCUGCCGGGCAAUCGUUACCGUUAACAGCGACGGAAGCUACUCCUUUAAUCAAGAAUUCUAUUCGAUGGCCCAGGCAUCAAAGGCAAUUAUACCGAAGGAUCCUGGAGGGCCAUUUGGCCAGCGAAUCGGUGUCAGCGUCGGCGGGUCGCUGAACUGGGCGCUCAGAGUAGGCGCCUAUGUCACAGGGCGGGUUUCAUCAAGUGAUUGGCUAAGAUAUUCCAUCGUUGUUCUGAACUGGAACGACAACGCUUCCUCGUCAUGGAAUCCUCAACCCGUGAAGACAACAAUCGAAUUUAGGGGAAUGCAAGCAACGUACACGUUCCCCGUUGGGGUUACAACCUUGUGGUGGUUUGCACCUGCUACUGGUUCCAAUGCUAGGGAGAUCAAUGUGCAGACCUACUCUAAUGGUACUAAUACGACCAUGGCUAUUUGA